Molecule: messenger RNA, 615 nt
Organism: Fusarium coffeatum
Lineage: Eukaryota; Fungi; Ascomycota; Sordariomycetes; Hypocreales; Nectriaceae
Exons: 2
Coding region: 1-615 (204 amino acids)
Biological process (GO): maturation of SSU-rRNA from tricistronic rRNA transcript (SSU-rRNA, 5.8S rRNA, LSU-rRNA)
Cellular component (GO): nucleus
Source: RefSeq, a predicted model, not a curated record
AUGGCCUCUACAGAACCCGCACAGCUGCCCCCAGCUGCCGAACGUCAGUCUGAGUUCGAACAAGCCGUCGCAUACGCCCUUCACCUUUGGCCUGCCCUUACACUAUCCGUCCAGAACGGCUGGGGAGGUCCCGACUCUGCCGAUAAGCGCGACUGGUUUGCCGGCGCCGUCGUCGAGCUUUUUCCCGAAUACACCGAUGCGCCUCCCAAGAAUGGCAAGACUCCCGAAGAUCCUGAUCUCGAGGAGAUAGAGACCGUCCUCCUGCAAGUUAUGGUUGACGAAUUCGAGGUCAACGUCGACGACGAUUCAGGCACAGAGGUGGCUGCCAAUAUUCUCCGUGCUCGGGCCAGUUGUACUCUUGGAACCUUUGAGGAGGUCAAGACUCUGCGAACACGGUGGUUGAACCGAAAGGGUACAAAGGUCGAGGGUGUCUUCAAGAGAGUUGAGGACGACGAUCAGGACACGGAUUGGGAGAGUGGUGAUUCGGACGACGACGAUGAGGGUGGUGCUGAUGUCGAGAUGGACGAGGCUCCUGCUCUGGUUGCGGCACCUAAGGAGAAGCCCCAGCCCCAGGUGGACGAGGACGGCUUCACCAUGGUCACCAAGAAGAAAUAA